AUGUCUCUCAACGCGGGGCAUCCGACUCCCAAGUCGGUUCACAGCCUCCAAGUCACAGAUGCGACUCUCUCAUGGAGAAACUCUGAUGACGCCGAGGAAAGAGGCUCAACUCACGAGAUUCUCUUCACCAUAGACUUUUCCACUGCCCAGCGGCCAAAUUACGUCGUUUGCGUUCUGAGAGAGGACGCUGAUGCUCAGUCACGCCCCUUCCUGCUCGACCUCCUCCAGGCCGACGAGAUACCAGCAGAGCUUCGCAACGGCCGUCUCAUCAACGGCAUUCCGCCUCACCUACAACCCACGCCCAGCAACAAAGUCGACGUUGUUGUUUCCACAAAGUCCGGCACAGGACGCGCGCAAUCGUUCUGGCAGGCCGUGCUGCAGCCCCUCCUCCAAGCCGCCUCAUCGCAACCCAUCGUCGAGCAGUACAACCUCGUCGUCACGCAAGAUGCCCAAAGCGUCCGACGAUACGCCAAGGCCAUCGACAAGUCAUCCGCCGCCAGGACCACCAUCCUGCUCAGCGGCGACGGAGGCGUCGUCGACCUCCUCAAUGGCCGCGAGCCCGCCCCCGACGCACCGCUCCCGCUGAUGGCGUUGCUCCCCCUCGGCACGGGAAAUGCCCUAUUCCACUCCCUGCACAAGCCGUGUGCGGCUACGCCUGGGCCGACGCCGCUCGUCCUCGCCCUGCGCACGCUCUUUUUCGGCGUGGCGGCGAAUCUGCCCGUGUUCGAGGCGAAAUUCACGCCGGGCUCGCAAAUCGUCACCCACGCCGGCGGCGGCAACCAGGCCGCCUUGCAGCUCCCGCACCGGCAACACGUCACUUCGCUCUACGGCGCAAUCGUGGCGAGCCACGGCCUCCACGCGAGCAUCGUCUACGAGAGCGACACGCCGGCAUACCGCGCGCACGGGGCAAAACGGUUCGGCAUGGUCGCACAGGAACUGCUCAAGCUCUCCCACCCGUACAAAGCCAGCCUGGACGUGCGGCCUCCUGCUCCCGCCGCCUCCGAGGACAAGUUUGAGAGGGAUCCGCACGAGACGCACGGGUACAUACUGGUGUCGAUGGUGUCGAAUUUGGAGAGCGGCUUCACGAUUUCGCCCGCUUCGAAGCCGCUGGAUGGAAAGCUGCGUCUGGUGCACUUCGGGGCGGUGAGCGGCGACAGGGCCCUGGAGGCCAUGGCGAAGGCGUACGACGGGGGCAGGCACGUGGACGUGGAGUGGGACGAUGGCGAGAGGGUGCGGUACGAAGAGGUCGGGGAGGUGAGGGUUGUGAGUGACGAGGACGACGAGAGAUGGAGAGUGUUUUGCGUCGACGGGACGAUUGUGCAGGUCGCGAGGGGCGGGGGGAUGAGCGUGGCGAGGGCGAGUAGAGCGUUGCUUCGGAUCUUGGUUGAUGAAAGGGCUCGCGCUUGA
This is a messenger RNA of Metarhizium acridum CQMa 102, 1407 nucleotides long. RefSeq lists its product as uncharacterized. NCBI's taxonomy places the organism in Eukaryota, Fungi, Ascomycota, Sordariomycetes, Hypocreales, Clavicipitaceae. Gene Ontology annotation, molecular function: lipid kinase activity. The record is from RefSeq and is a predicted model, not a curated record. Gene Ontology annotation, cellular component: intracellular membrane-bounded organelle; membrane; cytoplasm. Gene Ontology annotation, biological process: sphingosine biosynthetic process; phosphorylation.